Molecule: messenger RNA, 910 nt
Organism: Annulohypoxylon truncatum
Lineage: Eukaryota; Fungi; Ascomycota; Sordariomycetes; Xylariales; Hypoxylaceae
Product: Rab5-interacting protein-domain-containing protein
Exons: 2
Coding region: 402-758 (118 amino acids)
Biological process (GO): protein folding in endoplasmic reticulum; autophagosome assembly
Cellular component (GO): endoplasmic reticulum; EMC complex; membrane
Source: RefSeq, a predicted model, not a curated record
AAAGAACGUAAAGUGGAACGUGGAAACGCGGAACGUGCCUACUACGGCACCUACGCUAUAGGUACGUACAUAUGUCGUAGUUUGGUAGUACAGAUUAAGCAGAUUAAACAGGGCUGCGGCACACACCGCUUGCCGAAUUAGUCAAACGUUUGCGGACCAGCUGUCAGAUAACCUUUCUAACGGAACCGCUAUCCUGGGGUUUUAGUUGCCUCACGCUAUUCGCUAACGAUCGCCAUGCGGCUUAUGGUCCAGUGGUCCAGUACUAGUCCAAUGCUCUUAAAACAUUACGUACAUACCACAGACGUCAAGCUUUCAAAUUCCCCGUCUUAUUUCGAGACAGAGAUACAUAUAUUGAAAUUUGAGGGACAAAGACAGAAUUAAACACAAGGACGAGCGCAGCCAUGCCGACCGAAAGGGAGCUACAGAUAUCUCCUAUUGUGCCGGAGUCGGUAAUGCACAACACAAAGGCUCUAUCCAAUCUCCAGACCCUUACUGCUUCCAUCUUCGGCGCCGCAGCCGGCAUCCUCGGUCUCGAAUCAUAUAGUGGAUUCCUUUUCUACUUUAUCUUCACCAUCCUCACCACCGUCCUCUUCUACACGAUCCGCGUCGCGCCCACGUCGUUAAAGGCAGGCCACGGUCUUUUCGAUACCAGCAGAUACUUCAGAACCCAGUACGAAUUCUGGACAGGAAGCCUCUUUAACGGACUUGCGGGGUUUAUAUUGACAUGGACGCUGUUCUAUGGUCUAGUGAGGGCCUGAGAGGGCUUCCCAUACACGUUUAGAAAGGUUUCGAGGCGUUUGGCAGUAGGGUAAAUGUACGCCUAGGAAUAUAUGGCCGAUUAGCCUAGGUCACAGGGGCAUGAGUAGAACACCCUUAAGCAAUAUCGAAUACCAUUAUGAAGUUUCAACAU